AUAUUUAUGUCCUCUUUCGUUUAGCAAGUACGCUGAUAAAGAAUAAGGAAGAGAGACGAUAUAUUGUCUCCCUGGGACAAGAAAGAUUGGUUAUCGAUCGAAAAGCAAAAUCAUACCAUAUUAGUUCCCCUAAAUUGAGUAUCCUUAGGGUGAUAUUUUUUCCCUGGGUAAGGCUAAUACAAUUGUCUGAUGUAAUGUUCUAAUCAUAAUCUGGAAAAUGAAAUGACAGAGAGGGCCCAGAGCCUAGCUAGACGAUAUUGACGAUAUCAAUAUGAUAUCAAUUCAUCUUCAGUCUUCAGUUUCAGUCCACGCAAUAAUAUAUUAUAGAUAAUUAUAGGCAUAGGGCCUACACUGUCACUGAGUCAUUCCACUAAUCAAGUCACUGAAUGAGGCCCAGACACUUCACUGCGUGACUGCUAGCUAUGUUGAGACUUGUUCUUGUGCUCGUAUAUUUUAUAAAAAUCUUUAUAAUUUAGGAUAAGGAUGUUACUGCAUAGUAACAGUGAAUAGUAUAAAGUUUACUGUAUUAUGUAGCCUAUAACUUAUUAUAGUAUAGAAGUAUAGUAUAGACUUGUAUAGUAGCAUAGUACUGUUGUAUAGAGAUAGACUUAAACAUAUUUUUCAUUGACACUGUGUAACGUUUAACUGCACUAUUACUAUUAAUACUAUUAACUGCACUCAACAGUGCUGAGUAGGCCUACAAGUGUAAAUUAUGACUAGUCCAAAAUAUAAAAAAACUUAGAUGAGCCUAUUUAUUAAGUUUAAAUAUUUGUGAAAAAUUAGUUAGAGAGUGUUAUAAAAACUAAAUUGUUAUAUUGUGAUUGUAAGUUUAGUUAGAAUGUCAGUGUGUGUCGCUUAUUUAUGGAGGGACAGGGAACCUACUUGACAUUUACUUUUACAGUUUACCUUUGUUAGGCUUAGUUACUAAGUCGCGUAAGUACUAAGUUUUAUUAGGCCUGCUAACAACUAUAACUAAAGUAUAAGCAUAGGCCGAACUAUUCCUUCUGCUUCUAUCCUAGAAUUAAGAUUAAAAGUAACUUAAUUAGUCUUACUACUUUAGUACCCGGCUUUAGACUAGAGCAUACAGGCCAACCCGUAUGGUUUACCCAUACUUUGUAUUUUAUAUGGUUUGUAUACUGGGUACGUUUGCCAAGUUGUACAACCAUACAGGCUAUUGUUCAGUUUUUCACUUGAUAAAUAAAAAAAAAUAUUUUUGCCCAAAACAUGUUCGAAGCUCACAGUAUGAUAACUUCAAUGUUGGACAACAAGAAACUUACAUCCUUUUUGUUCUUUCAAAAUGAAACUAUUAAGGAUCGGUAGGCCAUCUAAAUUUAGAAACUUUGCGGUUUCAAUGUUAUCAUUUGUUAAUACUAAGACAGCAUAGUAUGGUUGUAACUACUUUGAGUACCAGUAGUAAACUAUAAUUACAAAUCUGUUUAUGUAAUUCUUAGUAAGAACUGCAGUGUUAGUGAGUGUUCUUUUAAUAUCUAUUAAAUAAUUAAAUAUAUUUAAUAUUACUAUAAAGCAUUAGUCAUUAUUCCUGUUUAUUACAAUGGCAUGACUUCGUUUUUACCUUUUAUUCUUAAACUAAAAGCAGGUGUGGUUUUCAUUGUAUAAAAUAAGUAUACAUUAUUUAAUAAUAAUAAUAAUAAAGAUUAUUUAAAAAUCACGCUUCAUCCCCAAAGGCUUGAAGCGCGGUACAUACCACAUUGAAGUAAAAAAUUCAACAUUACAAAACUACAUACAAGAAUAACCAUUCUAAGUCUUUCAUACCUUGCAACCAUAAACAACGCAGGCCAAUAUACAUCUAAAAGAUAAUAGCUAGAUAGACAACAUCACCCCAGCAGUUGUUUGCGAAAAAGAUAAAUCUUCAAAUCAGUUUUGAAAGACUCCAGUGUCUGGCUGUUUCUGAUAGGGAUAGGAAGAGUGUUCCAAAUUGUUGGGCCAGCAAAUGCGAAAGUGGGCCCCUCAUAAGUCUCAAGGCGAACACGUAGUAUUGAGAGUUUGCCACUUCAGAUGAGCGGAGUUGUCUAGUGGGUGCAUAAGGCGUAAGUAGCGCUUUGAGAUAGGACGGUGCCAGGUCAUGCAAGCAGUGGUAGCACAGAGUUGCAAUUUUAUACUCUAUGCGAGUGCGGACCUGCAGCAAAUGCAACUCUCUCAGAAGUGUUUUAGCAUGGUCGAAUUUGCGUUUUCGAAGAACAAUGCGAGCCGCAUUAUUCUGUGCUUUUAAAAAUUUUAUCCAGGAGUGUAGCUGGGAGACCCACCAUAAGAGCAUUGCCAUAGUCCAUGCGUGAUAGCAUGAAUGCAGACAUCAGCAUCUUUGAUGCAUCUAAUGUUAAGAAAGGUCUGAAAUGGCUAAUUCUGCGCAGCUCUAGAAAAAUUAAAAGUUGAAAUCAGUGAGAAUUGUUGGCUAUAUUUUAUUCUUUUUGUGUUUAUUAUUUUACUUCAGCUGUAAACUUCCAAUUAACACUUUAUAUCCCCAUACUUAUAGCUCAUACACUUUAUAUCCCCAUACUCAUAGCUCAUACACUUAAUAUCCCCAUACUCAUAGCUCAUACACUUUAUAUCCCCAUACUCAUAGCUCAUACACUUUAUAUCCCCAUACUCAUAGCUCAUACACUUAAUAUCCCCAUACUCAUAGCUCAUACACUUAAUAUCCCCAUACUCAUAGCUCAUACAGAGAAAAACAAAUUCUAUCCUCGACCCAUGAAAAAAUAAGGUUAUAAGUUGAUGUUAAACUCUUUAACUGUGUCAAGAUGGUAGAAAUUUUGUACUUCGUUAAUUUAAAUACAGAAGACUGUAUUACUUGAGCUAGCACAAUUACCUGAAGAAUUGUCUUAUUACAUGUAAUUUGCUGUCAAAUUCAUCAGCUGAGCCCAUUUGAAUAAAAUUGCUAUUUAUUAGUGUAAAAACUCAAAAUUUGACAAAAAUGUGAUUUAAAACAAGCUAUUUACAUUUAAAAGAUUCUAGCCAUUUAUGAAUGAUGUUAACAUGCUAAAAUGUGCACACAGAGAAGGGGAGAUUAUUCACUUUUUAUUCAUGCAUUCAAAACAUAGUGAUAAAAUGAUUACAAGUUAUACAUAAUACUUUUUUUGACGUUUCAUUUUUUCUGUGCAGCUUUUCAUGCUGUUGUAGAGUUUUUUUGAACUUUUUGUACAGUUUUUUUAUCUCACAGGUUGGCAUGUAUGCUGGAAUUAAGUCAUGAACCCUCAUACACUGCGUAACAUUACAACCUAGUCAUUUAGGGGCAUUCAGUCAAGAGGUUGAGCGUUCACGGAAGAUAGUUGGGACAGACCGACAUUGUAAUAAAUUCUGGAGAGCGCAUUCAGCAAAAUAGCAUUUUCACUUGUCAGGAUAAAAUUUUUAGUAACUAGACUUUAUCUAGAAAUAGGCUCCUACAAAUUUUUAUUUUUUCUUCUGGAUUACCAAGAAAUAAGUUUAACUAAUGUAAACCAGUUAAAGCAGGUUAUCUAAAUAAAUUAUUUUCAAAUUUCAAUAAAUGAGUUGUUGGAUGAUUAAAAAUGGUCGAAACAUGGCAAAUAAAUUAGACCGAGUUAACAACAGUGACCAGUUGUAUUAAUUUUUAAAUUGCAAAAUAUUUGUGUAUCAUGUGGGGUGUAAUUGUAGUACAUUACUUUAUUUAAUAGCUGUUUUUGGCUAACUUUUUUCUGUUUCAUUUUUGCUAUGACAUUAAUAUAUUUUUAGUUAGUAUUUCUUUUAAAAAAUAUCUCAAAAUCAUGUUAAAUUAUGCUGGCAACUCAACUUUUUUUUUUUUGCAGGUGCAGAAAUGGACAUUAUUGAAAAGUUAAAGACUAAGUAUAAGGUAUAGUGUUAAAUUAUGUAUGGUUAUGACUGCGGUUUUAAUAUAAUGUAUGGCUAAAUAAAGAUAAAGUAGCAUUAACUAUUAUGAUGUCACUGACAUACAUAAGUUAUUUGGUCAAAAAUGGUUUUAUAAAAUCUAAUAGUUCAAUCAAAGGAUGUAACCAAGCAAAAGUUGACAUCACUGAUUUCAGCUGAAGAUUCCAGAAUGAGUUGUCAUUAAUCGUGUUCAAUCUGAUAUAUAACUUUUAAGCUGAAAUCGUGUCAUAUGUUGUGAUAUUAAUUUCAUUUGAAUCAGUUUUUCAUAUAUAUAUAUAUAUAUAUAUAUAUAUAUAUAUAAUAUAUAUAUAUAUAUAUGUAUUGUCAACAUAGAUUAAAUAGUUGUGAUAUUUUUCUGUUAAAGAAAUAUUAUUUUAAAAAUAUGUUUAUUCUAAGAAUGAGUUGUCAUUAAUCGUGUUUAAUCUGAUAUAUAACUUUUAAGAUGAAAUCGUGUCAUAUGUUGUGAUAUUUAUUUCAUUUGAAUCAGUUUUUCAUAUAUAUAUAUAUAUAUAUAUAUAUAUAUAUAUAAUAUAUAUAUAUAUAUAUGUAUGGUCAACAUAGAUUAAAUAGUUGUGAUACAUUUCUGUUAAAGAAAUAUUAUUUUAAAAAUAUGUUUAUUCUCACAGCUGUCAUCAGAAACAGAAACUUUUCUAAAAAUGAGAUUAGAUCAGCUAGCAAACGGAGGAGUGGAUGGUGUUGAUCCAGCCAAGAAAGAGGAAUUUUCAGAGACUCAUAGAGAACUCAAUGACAAAAUUGCUGCAGAUUUUGAUGGUCAGGUUAAAGAGUUUGCUGUGCCUUCUGCUGGUGUGCCAAGUAAGUUUUUUAUUUGAUCAAAUUUGAUAAUUACCUAGUUUUUGUGUGUUUUUUUGAGCUUGUAUUUGUGAUAGAUGUCUUGUCUAUAAAAUAUAUAUUGUUUUCUGUUAUAAAAAGAUAUGUUAGAUUUUGUAAAAUAAUGUUUUCUCUAUGGUGAUAUUGACAGCUUGAUAUUUGUGCUUAAACACAUCUUUAAAACAUGAACACCAGCCAUGAUCAACUGAUAGUUUUCCAAAGUCUCCUCCUUUGUAUGCUACUUUUUUUUAACUGUGACAGAAGGGCUUAGUCCCAUUGAUGUGGCAGAAGGUCUUAGUACCAUUGAUGUGGCAGAAAGUCUUAGUACCAUUGAUGUGGCAGAAAGUCUUAGUCGCAUUGAUGUGGCAGAAAGUCUUAGUCCCAUUGUUGUGCCAGAAGGUCUUAGUACCAUUGAUGUGGCAGAAGGUCUUAGUCCCAUUGAUGUGGCAGAAGGUCUUAGUCCCAUUGAUGUGGCAGAGGGUCUUAGUCCCAUUGAUGUGGCAGAAGGUCUUAGUCCCAUUGAUGUGGCAGAAGGUCAUAGUACCAUUGAUGUGGCAGAAGGUCUAAGUCCCAUUGAUGUGGCAGAAGGUCUUAGUCCCAUUGAUGUGGCAGAAAGUCUUAGUCGCAUUGAUGUGGCAGAAAGUCUUAGUCCCAUUGAUGUGGCAGAAGGUCUUAGUCCCAUUGAUGUGGCAGAAAGUCUUAGUCCCAUUGAUGUGGCAGAAAGUCUUAGUCGCAUUGAUGUGGCAGAAAGUCUUAGUCCCAUUGAUGUGGCAGAAAGUCUUAGUCCCAUUGAUGUGGCAGAGGGUCUUACUCCCAUUGAUGUGGCAGAAGGUCUUAGUCCCAUUGAUUUGGCAGAAGGUCUUAGUCCCAUUGAUGUGGCAGAGGGUCUUAGUCCCAUUGAUGUGGCAGAAGGUCUUAGUCCCAUUGAUGUGGCAGAAGGUCUUAGUCCCAUUGAUGUGGCAGAAGGUCUUAGUCCCAUUGAUGUGGCAGAAGGUCUUAGUACCAUUGAUGUGGCAGAAGGGCUUAGUUGCAUUGAUGUGGCAGAAGGUCUUAGUCCCAUUGAUGUGGCAGAAGGUCAUAGUACCAUUGAUGUGGCAGAAGGUCUUAGUCCCAUUGAUUUGGCAGGAAGUCUUAGUCCCAUUGAUGUGGCAGAAGGUCUUAGACCCAUUGAUGUGGCAGAAAGUCUUAGUCACAUUGAUGUGGCUCAAGGUCUAAGUGAAAUUAAUGGGGCAAAGGGUCUUAAUCCCAUUGAUGUGGCAGAAGGUCUUAGUGAAAUUAAUGUGGCAAAGGAUCUUAAUCCCAUUGAUGUGGCAGAAGGUCUUAGUGAAAUUAAUGUGGCAAAGGGUCUUAGUCCCAUUGAUGUGGCAGAAGGUCUUAGUGAAAUUAAUGUGGCAAAGGGUCUUAAUCCCAUUGAUGUGGCAGAAGGUCUUAGUGAAAUUAAUGUGGCAAAGGGUCUUAAUCCCAUUGAUGUGGCAGAAGGUCUUAGUGAAAUUAAUGUGGCAAAGGGUCUUAGUCCCAUUGAUGUGGCAGAAGGUCUUAGUGAAAUUAAUGUGACAGAAGGUCUUAGUCGCAAUGAUGUGGCAGAAGGUCUUAGUCCCAUUGAUGUGGCAGAAGGUCUUAUUCCCAUUGAUGUGGCAGAAGGUCUUAGUCCCAUUGAUGUGGCAGAAAGUCUUAGUCCCAUUGAUGUGGCAGAAGGUCUUAGUCGCAUUGAUGUGGCAGAAGGUCUUAGUACCAUUGAUGUGGCAGAAGGUCUUAGUACCAUUGAUGUGGCAGAAGGUCUUAGGCCCAUUGAUAUGGCAGAAGGUCUUAGUACCAUUGAUUUGGCAGAAGGUCUUAGUCCCAUUGAUGUGGCAGAAAGUCUUAGUCCCAUUGAUAUGGCAGAAGGUCUUAGGCCCAUUGAUAUGGCAGAAGGUCUUAGUCCCAUUGAUGUGGCAGAAGGUCUAAGUCCCAUUGAUGUGGCAGAAGGUCUUAGUCCCAUUGAUGUGGCAGAAGGUCUUAGGCCCAUUGAUGUGGCAGAAGGUCUUAGGCCCAUUGAUAUGGCAGAAGGUCUUAGUCCCAUUGAUUUGGCAGAAGGUCUUAGUCCCAUUGAUGUGGCAGAAGGUCUUAGGCCCAUUGAUAUUGCAGAAGGUCUUAGGCCCAUUGAUAUGGCAGAAGGUCUUAGUACCAUUGAUUUGGCAGAAGGUCUUAGUGAAAUUAAUGUGGCAAAGGGUCUUAGUCCCAUUGAUGUGACAGAAGGUCUUAGUGAAAUUAAUGUGGCAAAAGGUCUUAAUCCCAUUGAUAUGGCAGAAGGUCUUAGGCCCAUUGAUAUGGCAGAAGGUCUUAGUCCCAUUGAUGUGGCAGAAGGUCUUAGUGAAAUUAAUGUGGCAAAGGGUCUUAAUCCCAUUGAUGUGGCAAGGACAUCAGUUUCAUCCUUAUUAAAAUGAGGCACACUCUUAUAUCCUUGCACAUUCCUCUCAACUGUUUUAGCAAACCUCGGGCUACAGCUACUUUAAUAGUCAGCAUUCAAAAGGAAACUCCAUGACUAUGAGAUUGCAUUAGACCCUUAAUUUUGUUCAGAUGGUAUUCCUAUUGAUGUCAUCAAACCAAACAACUGUGCAAGACGGCCAGGCAUUUUGGUCAACUUCCACGGAGGAGGCAACAUUUAUGGUUCAAGGAAAACAACUGAGGCUCUCUGCAAGCUUCUUGCCAGGUAUUUAUCAAAGUGCACAUUUAUGUGGAGAAACAUACGACUAAAACAUAUCGGAAUAUACAGAUAUUUUUCAAAGUGCACAUUUAUGUGGAGAAACAUACAACUAAAACUCUGUCUUACAUAUCGGAAUAUACAGAUAUUUUGAUCUAGAACUCUUGCAAGCAAAGAAAAUAAAUUACAUAAAAUUUAGUAUAUUAUCUAAACUAUUAAGAACUGAAAAUUUUUGCAAUUGUUUACAAAUCUUCAUAGGGAACUCAAAUGUGUGGUUGUGAAUGUUGAAUACCGCCUUGCCCCCGAGCACAAGUUUCCUGCCAUGUUUGAUGAUGGAAAGGCCGUUGUCCGAUGGGUACUAAUGAAUAAAUCUCUAGUCGGUAGGUCAGACCCAAUGAACAGGCUCAUUCAUGGACAUCAUCUAGAUGAUAUUUCAAACUGGAGAGUUUAAACAAACAAUUAAACAAUAAAAACUGUUGGAAGUAAUAGUUAAAAUUGUAUGAGCCUGUUAAAAUUGCUGAAAAUUUAUUUCAUUUUUUAAAUCAGCUUUGCAAACUCUUUUGAAAAUGAAACUCUGCCUCAAUAUUAAACCAGCUGCUUCCUCAUUUAGCAUACAUAAGUCAUAAAGUAAAAUUCAGAUGGACAUUUCACCUAGGGUUUUUGUUUUGUACCCCAGUAAAUGUUUCUGUUCCAAUCAGGUGGAGAGAAUGACAGUAAAGUAGGCGUGAUUGGAUCCAGUUCAGGUGGAGGCAUUGCUGCGACGAUUGCAUUUGAAGUCCCAGGACUGGACUAUCAGGUAAGUCACUGUUCUAUCCUUAGAUGGUUGGUUGGUUGGAAGUAUGUGAUGCUGAACUGGCAGCUUUUGCUCAACUGAUUAGCAAUAUGCAAAUAUGAGUGCAAUGUAGAAACUGUUUUAAACUGAAAUUGGGGGGUCAAGUCCUGGGAAAAGAAGUGAGGGACCACACCCAAGAUCCCCACCCUUCAUAAAUCUCCAACAUUUUUAUGUAUUAAUUAAUUAAUUACUUAUCCAAAGAAAAAUUACAAUUUUAUUAAUGACAUACUGAUUCCUGUGACAUAUUAAUAAAUACUGACUUAAACAAUUCAAAGUAAAAAUAGUGGAUUUAAAAAAAUAAUAAUACUAAAAUGAGAAGAUAGCAGCAACAUAGAGCCUGGUUAUCGUGAAUGAAACUUUACAGCAAUGAAAAAUGUAGGUGUAGACUUUUUGUUCUGCCGCUACUCAGAAACGUAGACCUGUUUACUCUAACAAUUUUGGGGUACAAUGUACAAUUUUGAGAUGUCUUUUACAAUUGCUCAGAACUACAUUUUUAAGAGACUGGGUUGAAUAUAUAUAUACAUUCUUGUAGUUUUUUCCGAUAAAAAAAUUAAUAAAUUAAUGUGACAUUUUCGGUUGUUAGCUUCAACUUGCAUUUGAAUUCUACAUCCAGCAGUGAAUGGAUCGAGAAAUAGGAUUGGUUGGGGACUAUCUAUUAUAUUACGUUUGCCCUGAGAAUGGAGUGGUGUUUAUUUGGUAGAUUUUGUGUCAAAAAAGGGGGUGGGAGGUCCCAAAUAUUUAAGUCUAUAAAAUUAACACAUCCACAUUUUCGUGAUGUUAGGUGGGAUGGGGGGGGUCCUCGGUAGAAAGUACGAAUGGUAUUAAAAAAUUCUACAAUAUUCAUCCUAAAAGUCCAAAAAUAGCAUAUUUAUAUCUCAAAUGCUGUAAAAAUAUCAUGCAAUGUUUUGUAGAAAUUAUCGUCAUAAUAUUGCCAUGUAUUUUCACAAAUGAACUUGCUUGAUAUCAAUCAAAUAGCACUAAGUAGUAGAGAUAUUAAAGUAAUAUUUAGUCCACUUAUGUCCAACAUGCGCAUGACGUAUAUUUUUUUGGGCUAUGCCAGUGGUUCUAAAAUUUUCGUUUGCCGGCACCUAUGCCAAAUUCGUGUUUUGACCAGGCUCCCUGUAUUAAAUUGUGUGUUAAGUUUACUUGGAAAUAGCGAAUACUUAAACAAAUAAAAUAAAAGGUUGGGUAAAAAUAAAUAUAACAUAGGGAACCAUUGGGCGCACCGAGCAGCCAUCAUUGAAAACCUGUGUUGCAUUUUUGUUUACUGUAACAUUAAAAUUAUAGAAAAAGAUUAUUGGAUUUUGUUGGUUGGUUUUUUUUUUUUGGGGUGGGGGGGGGGGGGUAAAAUCUCAUUGUACAUGGGUCAAAAAAGUAUGUGUGCAACGGGGGCGGGAGGAGAAAGUUUGACUUUUUUGCAUACGUACUAUAUAGAUGGCCCCCUUCUAGCAUUUGUUUGCUUCGGUGCUGUAUGACAUGAUUUUAUUACAUAAUUAUUUCUUUUGACGAGAACACAGAGGAAACUAGAGAAUGUACCGGUAUUCUCAACUGUUCCACGCAGCAAUAUUAGAUUUUUAUGGGCCCUCUGAGGCCUAUGAAAUCUAUUUUUAGAAUGUGCAAACCAUCUGUACAAUUUUAAAAACCACUUCUUCCCUUCACCAAUUUACAGCUUUUGAUCUGACUUCGAGUUAGAACCACAUUAAAUUUCACCAGUAACUUUAUUUUCACCAGUAACAGACUGUGAUGAUCUGAUCUGCACAUUUACCUAAAUAUUAAUUGCUAUCUAGACCAGAUACAUCUAUGCAAAACAAAGUGACCAGAGAUUGCAAUAUAAAUAUCACUCUUCUACUUUCUUCCUUCAAUUACCUUUUUUUGACGCCAGCUCAAUUCAAUCCCAUUAAACACGCAAUGCAAGUAGUUAUUGUAUACAUUAUAUUUACUGUAUGUUUUUUUAUUUAUUAAAUAUUGUAUUGUACGAUUUUGUGAUGAUAUUGUACAAGUUUAUGAGUUUGAGGGUUAACAGGUCUGCAAAAGUUUGCUUGAUUCAGAAAUUGUUGGCAGUGAUCAUGUUGUUAUUCCCAGGUGUUGGUCUACCCAUUCUUGGACUGGAGAUGUCAGGGUCCCAGCUAUGAUGAGUUUGAGUUUCCAGGCAGCAGCAUUAACAUGUCUGAGAUGAUCAGAAAGUAAGUUCAUACCAAAGACGGCACGGGCUCCUGGUGACAAGUACCUCAGAGGAUUCUUUCACAUUAUUGGUCACCACUUGAGUUUGGAUGAGCUCAAUUCUGGUGUAUGAAAAUAAUGUAUCAGUGCUGAUAGAAAGUGAUUGUCUUGAUUGCAAAAGAGAUUAAGCUAUAUCAAAAUAAUAAAAGAAAAUAUACCACAUAAAAUAAAGUAUUAUUUUAGUACAUACAGUUGAUGGAAAGAGACAUCAAAAACCUCUCUAUAAAAAGUCACAUUCACACUCAAAGCUGAAUGUAAUAAAUUAUUUGUAGGGGAGAUAAAAAAAGACAUAUGAUUAUUUCUUGUCUAUUACUAAGAUGUUUCUUGUUGAUUGUUUAUUGAUUGAGGGAUGUUUUAAACAUCAUUUUUGUGUUCAGAGGAGUUGAGAUGUGCAUCAAGACAGAAGCGGACAAGACCAGUGUGAGGGCCUCGCCACUACUGAGGAAGGAUUUCACCGUUCUUCCCCCUACUCUCUUACUAAUUGCAGAGAUAGACCCUUACAAAGAUUCAAACUAUGGUAUGUCUACAACACAAAUAAACCUUUAUGAAGACUCGAAAUACCAUAUGUCUACAACAUAGAUAGACCCUUACAAAGAUUAAAACUGUGAAUUGUCUAUAGAAUAGAUAAAACAUUACAAAGAUUCCAAUUAUGGCACCAGGUAUGUCUAAAACAGAGCUAAACUAUUACAAAUAUUCAAAAUAUAUUAUAUCGACAACACAGAUAAACCUUUACAAAAUUUCAAACUAUGAUAUGUCUACAACGUAGAUAAAACCUUACAAAAAUUCUUUCAUCUGGAUUGUAAUUCUCAUCCUAGUGGCCUAGAUGUAUUUGCAAACAUAUUAUAUGAAAAUAAAAUUUUAGAACUAACCAUAAAGACAAAUUGAUUAGUGAGACAGUUUCCAACACCCUCAUCAAAAGUAUUUACUGAGUGGAAUCUCAAAACAUUAUUAAUACAUAAUUCAGUAUAAGAGAUGAAUCAGUCAAAUAAAAGUUAUGUACAUCAGUUCAAGUUCUGUAACACUGCUAUAACACUGCUGUAUCACUGCUGUAACACUGCUGUAUCACAUGACUUUUCUCAACUAAAUUACACCAGAAAAUGCUCUGACUUUUAACUUUUGGUAUAAGUAACCCGUGGCUUGUCCAAAGUGCUGUCUGAUUUAAUGCCAACAAUUGUUCUCACUCAUCUAGAGUUCAAGUCCAAAAUGAAAGCUGCCAAUUCUGUGUGUGAGAGCAAGCUGAUCAAAGGUGCAAUUCAUGGAUUCUUCUCAUUGCCUGGUAAGUGGAGACUUUUUAAAAAUUUGUUAUUAUAAAUUAACCAAAACAAAUUAUUUUGUAUUUACUUUAAGUUUAAAUUGUAUUGAUUAACUAUUUUAUGACAAAAUAUUAGAUAUGUUGCUCCAGAAAAGAUGGAGGGGUAUUUAAGAAAGUUGAAAUUUAAACACAUUUAGAAAUUGAUCUGUUAAAUGUUAAGUUAAAUGGAUGUUUUAUGGUCAGGGCAGUUAAAUGGAUGUUUUAUGGUCAGGGCAGUUAAAUGGAUGUUUUAUGGUCAGGGCAGUUAAAUGGAUGUUUUUAUGGUCAGGGCAGUUAAAUGGAUGUUUUAUGGUCAGGGCAGUUAAAUGGAUGUUUUAUGGUCAGGGCAGUUAAAUGGAUGUUUUAUGGUCAGGGCAGUUAAAUGGAUGUUUUAUGGUCAGGGCAGUUAAAUGGAUGUUUUAUGAUCAGGGCAGUUAAAUGGAUGUUUUAUGGUCUUGUUUUGUGGUGAAUUGGGAAGGGGGGGGGGGAGGCUAUCAGCAGAAACUUCCAUUGUAUUGUCUUGCUAUUCUAUCUUCAGCCUUUCUCAUUAUAAAUUUUUGCUCCCACGGCUUGAAUGCAGCCCGAACUAUGAUAUUGUUUAAAAAGUUUAAUAGUUUGAUGACAUGGUAUUAGAAGUUUUGUCCCACUCCUCAAAAAUGAGGGAGGAAUGUUUUAAUCAGAAUCUCAUUAAUGGCGAAUACUUAAGUUUUUGAAGUAAGUUCCAUUUCUUGUUUCUUAAUUUUUACUGUCUGCCGAGGAUGGCGCUUAGCUGAAACAUUCUCCUUUUAAUGUCCCGUCUUUAUAAUUCAAGCUUCCACAUACCUCGGAAUAUUUCCUUCACACAGCUUUAACGCAGUCCUUCAUUUAUUAUCAGAAUGUCAGUAAGGUCAAGCUAGCAUUUGGUUUUAUGGCACUACGUAACAUCAACAUAAUUUGUUCUAUUCAUAGUUUUAAAGCAACCUUUAUGGUGUUGUCUCUCCUCAGGCCUUUUCCAGGAAACGAAUUUAAGAGCAAGGGAGAUCAUCGCGCAGUUCUACAAGAAGCAUGGCGUCUGCUAAUCCACAGGAAAACAUCUUCACUGCGAUGCUGUCUACAACAACCACCACCACCUGGAUAUUACACGGUCACCCUACAACAGGUUUAGAUGUCUGUGUUGGUAAGAUGCAAAAUUGACAUCUGUGGAUAUGUCAUCUGAAAUCUGUACAAAAUAGUUCAACCUUCAUCCCAUGGUUACUAAAAAAUGAAUGACACAUUUUUGACACAUUUGCAUCAUAUCACAAGAUAUUAUAAGGAUAGUUUUUUUUUUUUUCUUUAAUGGAGUGCUACUUAAUAACAGACUUCAUACCAGCGGCCCAGCAUUUGUUUGAAAUACAAAAAUGUGAAAAGAAAAAAAAAAUAUAAUUUUCUGAAUACAUGGUUACUAAAAAAUGAAUGACACAUUUUUGACACAUUUGCAUCAUAUCACAAGAUAUUAUAAGGAUAGUUUUUUUUUUUUUCAUUAAUGGAGUGCUACUUAAUAACAGACUUCAUACCAGCGGCCCAGCAUUUGCUUGAAAUACAAAAAUGUGAAAAGAAAAAAAAAAGAUAAUUUUCUGAAUGUUUAUUUUAUAAAUUUGUAUUGUUUGGUGUGCUAUAUAGUAUUAAUUAUUUUGUAUUAUAUUUGUAUUAUACAAGUCUCAAUUUUGUUUCAUUGUUUUAAUUGAUAGUUAGGCCAAAUAUGAACAUUUACAUUUUGUGUUCAUAAUCCCUAUUAAUUAUUAUAAUCUCCAUAUUCUUGUUUUUUGUUUGGUUUUUUUAAAGCUCUUUGUAGGUAGCUGAAUUUGUUUGUUUCUGGCUUUAUUGAACUGAUGUAUGUUGAUCAUUGUUUUUAAAAAACAACUUGUCUCACCUUAAAGCACUUUAUAAAAAAAUAUCCCACAGUUCUGCAGUCAUUUAGAUUCAUUUGAAUUGUUGAAUCACCAAACACACAACUUGAUCUGACCAUGAAAUGUUUAACACUUUUCAAUCUAAUGUUAUAUAUAAUACAAUCUAAUUCUAAAUCAUAAUUGAAAGUUUGACUAAUGUAUGAAGGAGAUGAAGCAGCAAGAUGGAAAGUAGUUGCUGCUAAAAAUAUCUUAGAUUGAUUACCUGACUGUUAGGAACUGCUUCUGUUAAUAAAUCAGCAUGAGUUACUCUGUUUGCAUUGUGUCUCACAGAUUAUUGCCCCUCUUUUCCAGUAGUCUAUUCAAAAUUUUGACCUGAACAAAAUGAUCAAUACUUAUCUAUAAGCUACAGUGUUUAAUUUUUUAGUGUCCCAAGUUUGGUACUUUUGCUUUAAAUAGGAAUUUGUUUGGUUGUAAAGUGCAUAUGGCUCAUCCAGGCUCAGUAUUAUCAGUAAAAACUAUUCACAUAUUAGCACAAAUCUUUUACAUGAAAAAUUCUACUUCAUUUUCAAUCUUCCUUAAUCUGGUGCUCUGGUGUGAAGCACACUUUUUAUUUUGUUAUACUUAUGAACUUUGUAGUGCUUUUUAUAUUUCUAUAUAAAAUAACCAGUAAUAUUUAUUUUGUUCACUUAAAAAGUGCUUAUAAUUUUUUGUUAUUCCAGAAAUUUCUAAAUGAUACAAAAUGAGCUGCAAGAAUAAAUUCUAGUUUUUGUUAUGUUGAAAUGUUAUAACACUUUGUGUGCAAUAUUGAUUUUAUUGUUAAUCUGCAAAAUUUUUAAGUCUAAGAUGACCGUUCAAUGUCACAUAUAUUUUAAUGACAUCAAAUAUGAGUUAUGAGAGAUGGAUGAAGAGUACCAUAUUUUUCAAAUUUCAUCUCAUAUCGUUGGUGGAGAAUAGAAGAACCAUAGCAAAUCUUUAUUGUGCCUAGUGGUCAGUUUCUAUAAAUGUCCUAGAACUAAUAGGCCUACAUUGAAAGCCUACCAAAUCUUUGUAUCUCCACCAAAUUACUGUCAUAAAUCUUUUAUUAGCUUGUAUGCCAAAUAUCACAAUAUGACUGGAUUAAAUAGAGAUUUUUUUUUCUCAAAUCUCCUGAAGCUAUUAUCUUUGUACUUGUGUUUUGCACAAAUCUGCUGGACAUAAAAGAGAGAGCUAGUAAUAAUGAUAUGUAAUAAUUUGUAUUUAUGGUGACUCCCUGAGACUUAAUAAUUAUUAUUUUAAUAAUUGACAAGGGUAGAAAAGUUGAGAAAUAAUAGAGUAAUGAGAGUAAUGAGAUUUAAAAAUAAAAAAGUAAUGACGGACAUAAAUAUUUGAGUGCAAGUACCAGUACAAAGGAUUUAAUUACGGUAGUUACAAUUUUGAUAAGAUUCUUUUAUUGAUCCAAACAAAUGGAAAUAUUUUUUGAUUGCAUUGUACAUUUUCAGCACAUAAAGAAAACAAUUAGAACACUAGAAAUUUAUAAUAAAUUAUUUAACUAGUAAAAACAAAGCCAUUUAUAGAGUUCUCUUAGCCAUAUCAGGAACUUAUUAGUUGCAUUAAGAUUUGUGAUUUCAGGGGGACCACACUGGUAAAUUCGUACAGAUUGGGGAACAAAAGAAUUUUUUUAUCUUUCAGUCCUCGCCCUGACGGAAAAAAUUCACCUCGAACGGGCCGAUCCUAAGUAUCUGUGAUGAAGAGGGUGGGAUGUAUCAUCCAAAAUGUGUUUAGUUUUACAAUAACAUCUUUCUACAAUAGAGAAAAAGUUUUUCUACAAUCUCUUCUCAGACUCUUUCUUUACCAAUGUAGGUCACAUCCGUCUCAAACUGGGCUGUAUCUUUUCACAGGAUCUUUACAAUGUAGGUCAAGCCUGUCUCAGACUAGGCUCUGUUAAUUUUGUUCCCUUCAUUCAUUUAAAAUCAUUUCUUUACAUGAGUUAUGUCAUACUGUCAUAUUUUUCUUCAAAAGAAAUAUUUGGACCUGUAAAAUAUGUUCUAUAAACAUGGCAUUAGUAAAGCCUUUCAUCUUUUCAAGCUCAUUUCUUCAUUUAGCCUUUUUGUUUAAAUGACCUGGGCAGAUUGCGUGUUUAAACUUUAUUUUGAGUGGGGAGCUAAGUCUAACUUGUGUUCACUGUAUGUUACUUACUGCCUUGAAAUUUUUCCUGUGUCAGAAUGUUACCAUCUCGCCACAAUAAAAAUAUUAGUUUUUUUUUAAUAAUCCCUGAUCAUGUGGAUGUUGCUGGCUGUUUUAACACUUCUAACAUUUCGAUUCAAUGUGAAUGUAAAAUGAAUGUUCCUUUUUAAUUUUAAAACCCGGCAUCUUAGAAUAAAUUCAGUGAAGGCACUUGCGGCAUUGUAAAGUCUGCCUUGAUGAUAUUGCAGAACUGCACAUUGGAGUCCAGCGGGUCAGAUUGUUGAUAGUCCCAUUAAUAAAAGUACCAUGCCUCAGGAUGAUUAAUUAUCCAUCAUAAAUUAUAGGACAUAUUAGAGGCCUCUGAUAUGUCCUAUAAUUUAUGAUGGAUAAUUAAUCAUCCUGGAUCAUGGUAAUUUUAUUAAAAAAAUUUUUUUUAUAGGGAUGCUUUAACCUUGUUCCAAUCCGGAUCUUCAAUUUCCUAAAUAUUUUAUCUUUCUUUCCUUGGUGUCCAAUGUACUGGAUAGUUGACUUGUUAAUUGUACUGCUUACAUCUCCAUGAUUGUCGUAACUUGAGAUCUACCUCUGUUAUUGAACAUUACCUCUGGUGAGACCCUUGUUGUUCACCCACUCUUCUCUCCCAAGAAUCCCUUCGACACGAAAACCAAAUAUUUUCAGGUGCUCAUCUUUUUUUUUGUUUACAUCGUAAGGUGUAGACUUUAGAUACCAAAGCUGAAAUAGUUUCAAUAAUUUAAUUAUGAUUUCUUAAAACAGUUUUUAGCAAAUACAGUUCCUUUAAGGCUAUAUCAAUUUAGACAAUGCUGUGGCUGCCAAUGAAUGAGCACGUCUACUGGUUAUCGAAUAUUUCAAUGUAAUCUCAUUAGCAGGUGUGGCUGUUAACAGGCUAUAAUAUUAGUUUUUAUUUCCAGCUUGUUGUGUCCCUGUGUUGACAUGAGCAGAUAACUCAUGUGAACGAGAUGGGCUUUUCUGGUCUUUAAAAGUAAUCUGCUGAAUCAUUCAAUUAAAAUAUUAAUUAAAAACAAAAUUCCAUUGAAUAUCUUGAAUAGAUUUAGAAUAAUAGAAAAAUAAUAUUGCAUAACUGUUAAGGGGAAUAACUCCUUUAUAAGUGCUCAUUCCUUUUGACAGUACUCUUGGCCUUGGCCUGUGUCAGACACUGGUCCACUCUUGGCCUGUGUCAGACAUUGAUCCACUCUUGGCCUGUGUCAGACAUUGAUCCACUCUUGGCCUGUGUCAGACAUUGAUCCUCUCUUGGCCUGUGUCAGACACUGGUCCACUCUUGGCCUGUGUCAGACAUUGAUCCACUCUUGGC
Molecule: messenger RNA, 17064 nt
Organism: Lymnaea stagnalis (great pond snail)
Lineage: Eukaryota; Metazoa; Mollusca; Gastropoda; Lymnaeidae
Source: the annotation of a GenBank genome assembly